UAUCCAUCUUUUGUGCCUUCUCUUCCAGGUGUCCUCUUGGAUGAGACUGUAUGUCUCUGGAGCGGGUCCCUCAUCCUUCCUGGGUCAGCGUCCCCGACAGAACACCGCCGGCUUGGCGUCCUAGGGUAGGAACAGUCAUAAACUGCCCUGUUGCCACCACUGCAAAAUUCUCCGCUGUUCUGGCAUCUGCUUCCUCCCGUUCCUUUUGGCCCGCGGACUCCAAUGUUUUCCUCAGCAGCUGAGAGAGACAAAUGGGGACCUAGGUUCGACUCCCCCCCCUCCACUUCAGCCGCCGCCUCCCAGGCCAAUGCGACAGGUCGGAAAAGGAAAGCCAACUUCUCCAACGACGAGACGGAGACGCUGGUUUGGAAUGUAGUCCGUCACUUCAGCGCUCUGUAUGGCUCUGAAUCCUUCCGGGCUCACCCCGUCCGCCGGAAACAGCUCUGGACACAAAUCCAGAGCAGGGUCAAUUUCCUGGGUUACACCGAGCGCUCCAUCGAUGAUCUCAAGCACAAAUGGCGGGACUUGAGGUUGGAUGUCAAGAAGAAGAUCACGGCCAAGAAGCCUCCGCCUGUGCACCGGCCAGGGCCGCCCCACAAACCUCGGCUCACACCUCUGGAGAAGAUGGUGGCCUCCACCUUCCUGCAACCGACCCAUGAUUCAGAGCCAGAAAUUGUCUUGGACCCAGAGAUUUUCUUCCCUGGAGCAACUAAGCAGUCGUUUCUGCCCAUGCAACCAGGAGUCAGCCACCCCAGUAUCUACAUUGAUACCAACGGGCAGCCCUCUUCUCUGCCUGACAUGGAAGGCUCCAUGGUGCCGCGUCUGGGAGUCCAGAGUCCUGACCCAUCUGUGAUUUGUGACUACAGCAGAGGUGAAGGACAGAGCAGUUCAGCCGAGUCAGGAGCGGAGCUACGGACUCCGGAAAUGUCGGCCAUCUCCCCCCCGCUAAGAAACGAGUCCCUGGUGUCCUACGCAUCGGAGGAUGAGGAGCAAGAAGGCCAGGAGGUGGAGGUGAGGCUGGGUCUGCACCCCAGCCUAGAGCCACAGCUGUCAGCCGAGGACGAUGUGAAGGGGUCCGGCCGGCAGGCUCUGCUCAUGCACAGGUGCAACUCGCAGGGUUCCGUGGCUUCCCUGCCAGAGGAUGCCCUCAGCCACGCGGAUGCUCAUUCGGACUGGGGCCAUGAGGGUGGCCCUGACGUCCCUUCCCUGGGCAGAGUGCUCAAUCCCUCUCAGCCGGAGGAGGAGGAGGAGGAGGAAGAGGAGGCAGCCAACCAAAGCGCAGAGCUGGGCUCCUUGCCCCGGGGGCUGAUGGGGCCCGCAUGGGAGAAGCCAGAGGAGGAGCAGCAAUCCGGAUCGCCCCUCCACGUCGGGGCCCUCACUGAGGAGUCCCUACCUUCCUCCGCUUCGCCCCAGGCGGACCCGGGGCUGUCUUCUCAGCCCUUGCCGCGGGGAAUGGGUUGUUCCCGCCUGCGGGAGGGCAGCCGAGACCCCUGGAGAACUAACAUCCACCACUUGAUGGACAUGGAGGAUCAGUGGGACCAGCUGUACCACCAAGAGUUAGCAAUGUGGCAAGAGGAGCGGGCCCAGCAACGUGACGAGAGGGCCCGGGACCGGGAGCUCCAGUUCCGGUUGCUCGGAGUCCUCACGGACAUCCGUGACGAACUCAGGUUCUUGCGGCAAGAGAGGGCGGCUAGCCGGCAGGAGCGAGCCACCUCCCGGCAGGAGCAGGCCUCCCAAACCGUCGUGCAAACCGCUGCCCCUGUGCCCGCUGCCUCGCCUCCGAAACCUGAGGCCCCCUCUGCAGAGACUUCCCCUGUGACCACCCCUCUCUUUUUCCCUCUCAAAAUGGAUGCUGCCCAUUGUGGACCGUCCCCGGUUAGAGCUGGCCGGGGGGAGUCGACCACGGCUCCUCGAAGCCCUCAUGGUGUCUUCCGCAGAGGCAGGGGCCGGCCCCGGGGCUCCACCUCCAAACACAGAAGGCUGUUUAUGACCAACAGCUAGGGGUUGGCGGGGCACGUGCUGAAUCCAAACCGAAGGGCACUGUGUGCGGACAGCGCUCCCUCCAUGCGGAUGAUGGCGGGCAGAGGAGCGAGAGACAGAGACAGAAAGACAGUCUGCCUGUGUAUGUGUGUGUGAUGACAAUGUAUGUGACAUAUAUAUAUAUAAAGUUUAUUGCACACUGUAUAAGAAAAGGAUGUCUGGGAGCGUGUGUGUACACCUGAAAAGGGAGCAUGGGUGAUCAUGCGUGGAUACUUGACCCUGGGCGAAGGUGAAUGAAAUUGUGCGUUAGGGCGACUGCAGUAAAGUAAUGUGUGCGAAUUGUGCCACUACAUCUACAAUCUUGCAGAAGGGCGCUUCCCCCGUGAUGUCACGUACCCAUAUU
Messenger RNA from Elgaria multicarinata webbii, 2383 nucleotides. Its product is annotated as myb-related transcription factor, partner of profilin-like. The transcript has 3 exons. The record is from RefSeq and is a predicted model, not a curated record. Lineage: Eukaryota; Metazoa; Chordata; Lepidosauria; Squamata; Anguidae. The coding region runs from base 223 to 2001 and encodes 592 amino acids.